GCAUUGAUCGUCACCUGAGAAGGAUGAUUUUAUUGAAGUUCCACGCUUCUUCCAUCCCCAAAAGAUCCCAAAUCUUUGUCAGAUCCCUGAGUGGGAAGUGUUUCAGUGAUAUUCCUGGUCCUAGAGGAUUUACCGCUCUCAGCAGAGUUUUGAGGGGACUUUUUGGAGGCACUUCCGACCUCGAUGCUCUGCAUUUGGCGGGAUUUCAAAAGUAUCAGCGCUUCGGGAAGAUUGUGAGAGAAACUCCUCUUCCGGGAGUCAAUGUUGUGUGGCUCUUUGACCCAGAUGAUAUUGCCAAGGUGCUCAGUGAUCAUGGUAAUGGGAAUUAUCCGCAGAGAAGGAGUCACUUGGCUCUGGAGAAGUAUAGGAACGAUCGCCCGGAGAUCUAUCGAACUCCGGGACUACUUCCCACAAACGGUGAAACGUGGUGGAAGUUGCGCUCGCAAGUACAGAAGAAUCUCAGUUCUCCCCAAACUGUUAAAAAAUUCUUGGUGGAAAUUGAUGUUAUCACGAGGAACUUCCUGGAACAUCUGAGUCCGGACCAAGCGAUGAAAGAUUUGCUCCCUGAACUUUCACGCUUAAAUUUGGAGAUUAUUGGUUUCCUGGCCUUCGACACUCGUCUUAAUAGUUUCAGUGUUGAAGAACGUUUGCCAAAUUCGAGAUCUUCUCGUCUGAUAGAAGCUGCUGAAGAUUCCAACAGUUGCAUUUUGCCUCUUGAUCAGAAUCUUCCUCUGUUCAAACUCUUUGAGACUCCUCUCUAUCGACGUUUUAGACUGUCUCAGGAAUAUCUUGAGAAAGUAGCACUAGAAAUGGUUAAGUAUAAAGUGUCCAGUUUUGAUAAGAAAAAUUCUAAUGACAAUAAGAAAUCUCUAAUUGAAGAGUAUCUCCAGAAUGAUAAUCUUGAGAUUCGAGAUAUUGUGGGCAUGGCUGCUGACUUCUUUUUGGCGGGAAUCGAUACAACUACCUAUACCACGAGCUUUCUUCUGUAUCAUCUCUCCAGUAAUCCCAGAGUGCAAGAAAAACUUUUCACUGAAUGUCUCAAAGUGCUUCCGGAAGUGAAUUCCAAUAUUUCUGAAAGUGUCCUACAGGAGAUUCCCUUUGCUAGAGCUGUUCUCAAGGAAUCCCUUCGUUUGAACCCUGUUUCUGUGGGAGUGGGGCGGCUUUUGGCUAAAGACACUCUCCUGUCUGGCUUUGUGGUGCCCCAAGGCACCAUCAUCGUGACGCAAAACUUGAUUUCUUGCCGGCUUCCCAUUCACUUCCACCAACCUGAAUAUUUCCUGCCAGAGAGGUGGCUCAAGACAACCCGCAAUUCCACACCCCAUUCCCACCUGGUUUUGCCCUUUGGGCAUGGGAUGAGGUCAUGCAUCGCCAGACGACUGGCGGAACAAAAUAUGUUGCUUCUAAUGAUCAGGCUGGUGAGGAAGUACAAAUUGGAGUGGAAAGGUACCGCUAAACUGGAUUUUCAAACAAAACUCGUCAAUAAGCCCUCAAGCCCCAUCCAAAUCCAUCUCAUCGAGCGCUCUAGGAAGUGACAACAAAUUGAGGAAAUUGUGGUCGAAGGUCACCCAAAUACCUGAGUCCCCUCAAGCAUUUUGCAACAUGCAUUCCACAAAAAUAACUCAUGGGUUUCGAUGGGAAUUUCUGUACACAAUUUUACUGUUAAAAUUAAAAUAUUGUAAAAAAGAGUACAAUUCAUUGAAGAAAGGCUGCUUCACGGCUAAUCUGAAGAAUAGUUUAUGAGGACUGGAUAUCCUUGGGAGUCCACGUAGUUGAAGGAGCCCUUCUCGAUCAACAGCUUCCCAUCGCGUACCACAGUUUGACCUCCAAUCUCUACGAAAUUGUAGCCUCCCGGGGGAGCUUUUUCAACACUGAAAAGUAUAGAGAUGAUAUAUAAAAUCUUCAAUCGGGAUAACUCAGAAGUACCUUCUAGAAAUUGUAUAAUUUAAGACCUUUUUUUGGAUAAUAAAAUUUUCUUCUAAAAAUUCUAAACCUAAUAUGAUUAAAUCUUCUAAUUUGGUUUUCUAAGUAAAUUUUUGAUCAAAGUUAUAUCAUAAUAAAAACCAUUAAUAUCAAAGCUUGUUUUUUAAAUUAAUUUUUAAUGAUUGAAUUCUAACCUAAAAAAAUUACAUUCCGUGACUAUUUAAAAAAAUGUCCGGCUUGUUUGUAUAAAAUCAAUAAAAAAUGGAAAAUUUUUGAAUUCGUGAACUUCAUUUCUUAGCUAUUCAAAAACGUUUUUGGAUAAAUGUGAGGUUAUAUUGUAUCUAACCUCAAAUAUCAAACAAGAUUUUGAAAAGUAGAUUAUUCUAAUUUUACUUACUAAAUACUUUCAAAAAUUCCAGAAAUAAAAGUAAAUGUUUUCGCAUGAUUUUACUUUUUCAACUGUCUCAAAUUAAAAAAAAAAUGAAAAAUCCUAACCUAAAAAGACUUUGAGGUUACGAUUUUGAAAUAAUUUAAAAUAUUAGCAUUAGGCUAUAAAAGUCAAUGAAAUUAUUUUAUUUGCUCUUAAAAUUCUCCAUUUAUAAUAAAAACGAGAAUCUUAGGUGUUUUUGUGAAUUAAUUUCACAUGUUGCAAUUAUCUUUGGUUAGGCCCAACAUAACCACAAUUUUCUAAUGACCUCUUUAAAAAUUAAGAGAAUAACUGUGUUAUCACACUUGCACAUUAAAAUUUUAAUAUAAUUCAGAUUAAUUGUCGCUGGUGAGAGUCCAAAUGUGUAAUUUGUGUGUUUGAAUCAUUUUAUAUUCAAAAUUUGAUCUAUUUGUUGAUAACAAGAUAGACUUGGCCCGCAAAAUUUGAUAUAAAUUGAUUUAUAGCAUUAAUACGAAAAAUUAAUUCGAUUUUCUCUUUAAUUUCUUAAUGUGAAAAAUAUUUAUGCUUUAGGUAAAUUUAAACUUAUUUUUGCAGAUCAAGUCCACUUCUUUAUCAAUAAACAGAAAAAUCCCAAAUAUUAAGUGAUUCAAAGACACAAAUAGCAUAUUUGGACGCUCACAAGCGACAAUUAAUGUGAAUCACAUUAAAAUUUUAAUGUGCAAGUGUGAUAACGCCGUAAGACACACUGUUUCUCAACUGAUAAGUAAAAGAAUUUUACAAAGUCAGUUAUUCACAACAUUUGAAAUAUUUGUUUCAAAUUUUUAAAAGUUGAAGGCAACGAUUUUAAGAAAGAUUUAUUAUAAAAUGCUUAAUCAACUGAAACCUAAGAAACAUGAAAUAUUCUUGUCUUAAGUUUUAUACAAAAAAAGUUUUAAUUCUCGAAAUUAAAAAAAAAACGUUUUGAAGAACAGAAUGCUUCUAUUUUAAAUUGUUAAAAUAAUAAAAAAAAGAAAAUAAAAAAUAAUUAUCCAAAAGAGAUUUAUUAUAAAAUGUUUAAUCAACUGAGACCUAAGAAACAUGAAAUAUUCUUGUCUUAAGUUUUAUACAAAAGAAAAUUGUUUUAAUUCUCGAAAUUAAAAAAAAAAACGUUUUGAACAACAGAACACUUCUAUUUUAAAUUGUUAAAAUAAUAAAAAAAGAGAAAAUAAAAAAUAAUCACCCAAAAA
Messenger RNA from Phlebotomus papatasi, 3534 nucleotides. RefSeq names its product cytochrome P450 302a1, mitochondrial (gene dib). The transcript is spliced from 7 exons. Gene Ontology annotation, molecular function: iron ion binding; monooxygenase activity; heme binding. NCBI's taxonomy places the organism in Eukaryota, Metazoa, Arthropoda, Insecta, Diptera, Psychodidae. The record is from RefSeq and is a predicted model, not a curated record. The coding region runs from base 24 to 1532 and encodes 502 amino acids.